AGGAAAAGCAAACUUUCAAGCGGCUAGGUCUCCCAAAUCCGUGGCCACCUGAGCUCGGCAGCCAUGGCUUCCCACCCGCCGCCGCCGCCGCCGCCGCCGCCGCCGGAGCACCCUAUCCCACCCGCUCCCACCACCAUAAGUGCCCUCGACGACGACCAGCUCCGAGAGAUCUUCCUCCGCCUCCCGGACCUCUCCAGCCUCGCCUCCGCCGCCUUCACCUGCCGCACCUUCCUCGGCGCCGUCCGUUCGUCCCGCGCCUUUCGCCGCAGCUUCCGUGCGCUCCACGCGCCCCCGCUCCUCGCUCUCUUCCUCACACCCUACAUGCGCACGGUACCUACCUUCCCCGCCUCACGCCCCCCCACUGCCGCCAGAUUCAGUCCCCUCCGAGACGACGACGCUUCCGAGUGGGGGGUCGAUUUCUCCGAUCCUUCGAUUGCGUACGAUGAAGGCUUCAUCGCUCUCCAGCAUCGGAGCACCAAGCAGGAAGUUUACUACAACCCCCAAACGAUGGCUCUGUUUCUCCACCCCCAGGAGCACCAUGACAUGCCCGACGGCACCACCCUUGAGUUCCACACACUCUCCCCCGGAGAGGAUCAGAGGCCGCCCCGUGUGGUCUCUGUCCGUCAUGACUACUCGCGGCCUUGGGCACGCGUCGCCGUCUUCUCAUCGGACACCAUGGAGUGGCAGAUUUUCCCGGAGACGGCCGCGCUACUGCCUGAGGGAUUCAGGCGUACAACCCGCACGCUGGUGGAUGGGUUUAUCUGUUGGCAAUGCGAGUCUGUGGGCGGGGCAUCUCUCAGCGAGUACAUUUUGGUGCUCAACACAGAUACCUUUCAGUUCUCUCUAAUAGAUCUGCCGCCGCCCUUGAGAGUGGUAUACCCAGAAUUUAAGAUUGGUCAGACCAAGAAUGGGAGGCUCUGUAUCGUAAAUGAGAAGGAAUGCACACUUUCUGUUUGGAUCUUGACAGACAGUGAUGACGGCGUCCAGCGAUUUGUGCUGCACAAUACGUUUCCGUUGCACUCUAGCUUUAUGGAGGUCACCAACUGUUCAGUGGAAAAUACAAUCUCAGUGCGGCUUAUGACGGUUUUCAGUGGUUUUGUCUACCUUUCUAUUUCCCCCUGGAAGAAUUCCAUGGAUCAGUACAAAUCCCCUGAGUGGUUCCUGUCCUUCUCUCUGGAAACAGCGGAGCUGAACCAGCAUUUUAAGAACAGAGAGCAACUUCCAUGCCCUGUCCAUCCCUACUUGGCCUGGCCUCCUUUGGUAUGCAGCAUGGAGGAUUCAGAAUCUGAAGUUACUGGAAACAUUUUGGGGGAUGUUGGUCCUGAGGGCACAGAAACGGCUUCAUCUGUCCUCAUAACAGCAUUACGCUCAUUCAAAGAAGCUUUGAUUAAGGAUGGGGAAGCAAAUGUUGCAGAGAUAGAUGCCUUCCUACUUUGUGUUGACGCUGAGGAUGAGAAGAACUCUCUUGUGAGUAAAAUCACUGCUUUAGAUGAACUGUUGAUAGCUGUGAGAGAUCGUGUCUUGAGGGUUGGUGCAGACUCUGAAUUCUACGGACAGAAGACAGAAACAGAGAGCUGGUGGGAAAUGUGCAAAGGGAAGUUACGGAGAGCUUUCUUCUUCGCUAGCUGAAUAAGCCUAUCAGGAGUAAGUGAGCUCUUGAUGUAAUGCUUUGGUACUUUAGUUUUUUAGAUGCUGCGAUGACAGCAUGCGCUAAGUUUCAUGUAUGUUAAUUGAACCGGUAAUGACUGUAACAUCAUCAGUAGUUUCAUGUAUGUUUAAUUGAAGCGGCAACGACUGUAAGAUCAUCAGUACUCUAUUCAGUAUGACUGGUUGGUAGGAGACUAAGCCUUGAGUUUCAUCUACUGAUGCGUCAUUUCACAGAUGACCCGUACCUAGAAACUGUACAUGCUCACAAGUGCUUCAUAUUUGUGUCUUUAUCUAA
Molecule: messenger RNA, 1942 nt
Organism: Triticum dicoccoides
Lineage: Eukaryota; Viridiplantae; Streptophyta; Magnoliopsida; Poales; Poaceae
Exons: 2
Coding region: 64-1629 (521 amino acids)
Molecular function (GO): protein binding
Source: RefSeq, a predicted model, not a curated record